This is a messenger RNA of Saitoella complicata NRRL Y-17804, 397 nucleotides long. RefSeq lists its product as uncharacterized. Lineage: Eukaryota; Fungi; Ascomycota; Saitoellomycetes; Saitoellales; Saitoellaceae. The coding region runs from base 8 to 373 and encodes 121 amino acids. The transcript has a single exon. The record is from RefSeq and is a predicted model, not a curated record.
GAAAGAAAUGGUGUUGGUAUGGUCAACUUCAUGUCAACCAUUCCUUGACAUCGACGCUUCAGCAACAUUCUCCCACCUCGCCCCCCCACUACAUGAACUCAUGACACAGAAAACGUACUCAGACUACCACGACGAGAUUGCGAAAUCCUCCAGACUACAGUUCCUGCACACCCACCUGGACCAUGUCAACCGGCCAACCAACAACUCUCUCCGUCCUCAACCAUACACAUACAGCCAAACGCAAAAGUCAUGCGAAUCGCGCGCAAAGCUGAAUGCACCCCCGCACAUUCGACGACAACGGGAGAUUACAAAACGCGUCCAAACUCCAUGGCCAAGGAGUCUUAGGAGCAGGUUUCAGUCAGGACAGCUGUAGAAUGACGUUGGACUUCUGCUCAUA